This is a messenger RNA of Aspergillus calidoustus, 402 nucleotides long. The record is from the annotation of a GenBank genome assembly. NCBI's taxonomy places the organism in Eukaryota, Fungi, Ascomycota, Eurotiomycetes, Eurotiales, Aspergillaceae.
AUGUCCUUUCGCUCGGGAUGUACGAUAUCCCAUCACUCGAGGGUGAAUCAAGUGCAAAUUGAUCUACUUGCCUCGCUAUACUUGCUUUCCACUGGACAAGUGACUAGGGCCUGGAGUCUAUGCGAGGAGACAAACGGUCUCCAUGUGGACCUCAGAACAUCAGCCUUGUCGGAGAACUUCAAAGAAGAACGAUGCCGUUUAUGGUGGUCUUUAUGUGGUCUGCAUUAUCACCUCAGUGUCAUGACAGGGCGACCCUCUCUCCUAGCGCAUGGCAUGGCGACAGAGACACUUGACACUGUGAAUUCAGAGAGUGCUCGCACUUUUUCCGAGAAAAACUCCGCCGAUUUGGACAUGGACCAGCUCUACUUCGCUGAGCUUUCCAAGCUCGUUUCGAUCGGCUAA